UCAUCGGAAGUGAGCAAGACCACGGAGGAUGAAUUUUUACCACCACCACCUCCUGAUCUGCUUGAAGCUUCCACCAAGCCAAAUGUAACAAUGAAAGAGCAGACUCCAAAAAUCCCACCCCCUCAACGUCAGACCUUUGUCAAGUUCCAUCAGCAACGGCAAAUUAAUGAACUGAAGAGGCUAUAUAAGCACAUGCACCCGGAGCUAAGGAAAAAUUUGCAGGAGGUGGUCACUGAGGAUUGGGCAGAAGUGCUGGAUGCUGAACGCGUGGCUGCAGCCUUAACAGCUGGUGUCCAUGGCAACAGUGAUGCUGCACUUCAAAGCGAGGUCCAGUCCAUGCGCUGGAUAUUUGAUAACUGGCCACUGGACACAAUUGGAGAUCACCAAGCUACCAAGAAGAUGAAGGAAGAGGAAGCCAUCCUCAGUGGAGAUGUGAGGAGCACAUCAUGGAAGUUUGAAAACCAAACAAUAGAUGCCAUCAGUUCCCAACACUCUGAAUUUUCUGUGAAUUCUGGUGUUGCCAAAGAGCAAACAAAGGGUGAUGUCCGCACUGCUUUGUGGCUGUUUGAAACUCAGCCAAUGGAUUCCCUGAAUAAAAUCUACUCCAAAGACAAUGAUCUACAAGAAGCAGUUCUGAAGGAACCAUUACAAAAAGGAGAUGUCAGAGGUACCAAGCUAUUAUUUGAAACUCAUCCAUUGUGUGACUUGGGACGGAGCAACUCAAUGGAAGAAAGCAGCUUAUUACAACUGCGUUCAGAAGUACAAGAGGUGAAAGGGGAUGUGAACAGAACCGUGAAGCUUUUUGAGACAGAGCCACUGUGUGCCAUUCGUGAUACUGCUGGCAAUAUCCACCAGAUCAAAUCUAUCUGCAGAGAAGAAAUCCAACAGAGUGGUAAUGUGCAAAGCACUCGGUGGCUAUUUGAAACACAGCCCCUCAGUAGCAUUAACAGAGAUUUCUCAAAGAUGAAAAUUAUUCGAGGCAUCUCCCUGGAAGGGACACAACAGGGAGGAAGUGUUGGCAAAACGCGAUGGCUCUUUGAAACACAGGCCUUGGACACCAUCAAAGAGCAGACUGAGGAGUCGGACAGUAAAGCCAGCGUUAGGGUGAUAGAAGGUGGAGAUGUAAAUCAGAAAUGCUGGCUUUUUGAAACUCAACCUCUUGACUCAUUAAAAGAAAGUCCACCCGAAGAGCUUGCUAAGGAACCAAUAAUUGGAGGAAAUGUGAACUCCACUCUUUGGUUGUUUGAGACUCAGCCAAUGGAAGUCCUGAAAGACAGCUUUGAAGUUGGACAAUUGAAAAGAGUUAUGACAGAAGAAGAAAAGGGAGAUGUGAAGCAUAAGACUCACGUGUUUGAAAGCUGCUCUAUAGACAGCAUCAACAAGGAGCAACAUGACACUUCUAAAAGCAGCGACACAUUGGAGAUACAGAAGGGAGAUGUCAAAGCUUACAAGUGUCUUUUUGAAACGCUUCCCCUCGAUUGCAUUAAAAAUUCAGAUGAAAUCUCAAUUGGGGAUCAUGUAGAAGUCUUGGCUGGAAAUGUAAAUGAGAACAGAGCUCUCUUUGAAACUGUCCCCCUUUAUGCUAUCAUGGAUGGCGCAGGCCACUGUCAUCAAGUCAAGACAGUAAGCCGAGAGCAAGUCAUUAGUGGAGAUGUCAAACACUAUAAGUGGAUGUUUGAAACCCGCCGCCUGGAUCAGUUUGAUGAAGGUACACAAAAUGUGGAAUUGGUUAAAGGCAUCACCAAAGAGGAGAUCCGAUCCAACAACAUGGAGACAACAAGGUGGCUAUUUGAAACACAGCCACUUGAUGUAAUCCACGCGAAUGUCAACAAAACAGAAAAUCAGACCUCUGAAAAAGAAGAUUUAGUGAAAGGUGAUGUGAGGACAUGUAGGUGGCUGUUUGAAACACAGCCAAUGGAUGCUUUGUAUGAAAAAGCUGAAGUUAAGCAAGAUUGUGAAACGCAACCGAAAGGUGAUGUCAAAUCAUGCACUUGGCUCUUUGAAACACAAGCACUGGACAGCAUCAAUGAGAAUGAAGAGCAACACCUAAAAAUCCACACCAUGCAGAUAGAUGAUGUUAAAGGGGUUGAUGUGAAGACUAAAAGAUAUCUGUUUGAAACAGAACAAUGUGGAAAUCUUGUUGGGGAAUUUAAUGCAGCUCAGAACAUGAGGUACACAAGCGAGGUGGACGUCCAGUCUGGGAAGGUGUCAAGAGUGAAAGAAAUUUAUCAGAGCACUUCACUCAGUGAAAUAGGCGACACGGAAGAGAAGAGAAAUAGCUUCACAUCCUCAGAAAUGGAUGGCACACAGCCAGAAUCAGGCUGUGUACACAAGUUCACUUGGCUCUUUGAAAACUGCCCAAUUAGCUCCAUUAAAGAAACGCCUGAAGAUGCAAUACCCAAGAGUACAAUCACUGACGUAAAGGGGGGCGAUGUUGGUGGCAAAAGGUUUGUUUUUGAGACGUAUUCACUGGACCAAAUAAAAGAGGACACUGAUAUGAAGGAGUUGCAUUCAACAGAGGAAGAAACUGUUGCCAAGGGUGAUGUGAAGUCAUGCACCAUGCUGUUUGAAACACAACCCCUCUAUGCACUUCGGGAUAAGGAAGGCCAGUAUCACGAAGUUACUACAGCAAAGAAAGAGGAGAUCAUGAAGGGUGAUGUAAGAGGAACCAGGUGGCUCUUUGAGACAAAACCAUUGGAUACCAUCAGGCCAGUGGAUGAGGUAUUUGUGAUCAGAGCAGUCACACAGGAAGAUGUGCACAAAGGAGAUGUGACAGCGGCCCGCUGGAAAUUUGAGACACAGCCUUUGGAUUCCAUCAGAGACGAGGCACAGCCGAGGAUAAAGGUAGUGGAUGAGGUCCAGGGAGGAGACGUCCAAGCAAACAAGCAGCUCUUCGAAGGGCAGCGAGCAAGCCAGAGAUAUGUGAGGAUGGUUAGUGUCCGUGAUGUUCAGAGUGGAGAUGUCAGGACGUCAACUUGGCUGUUUGAAAACAUGCCCAUUGACUGCUUGAAGGGAGAAACUGAAGAAACCACAAGUACAACGACAGUCCAACGAGAAGAUAUACAGAAGGGGGAUGUGAAGAGAUGUACUUGGCUGUUUGAGUCCCAACCAUUGGACAGCCUAAAAGAUUCAGACUUUUCAAUUGACAAAGAAACCAAGGAGGAAGUGGCUUGUGCAGACGUGAAGACCACAACAUGGUUGUUUGAAACAACGCCUUUAGACACAUUCAUUCUUUCACAAUGUAGCACAGAAAGUACCAAGAUGACAGAACAAAAUAUCCAUACAAGCUUGGAAACCCUCAUCAAUGCUGGAGCCAUCAAGUCAAGGGGACUUAUUAUUGAAUCAAGUGAGACAGGCAUUCUAAAAAUGGCCAAAUAUCAACUGAUGAGUCAGAAUGAUCCACAUAUUCUCAAAGAAGAGGUUAUAGGUGGAAACAUGCAGAGAAUUCUGAUGCAGCUACUUCAAAGGAAGGAAUCCCUUCAUUCUGAAGGUAUCAUGCUGAAGGAAGAUGAAAACGGAAGGAUUUCUCAAAGUAAGAUUCAGCUUUUUGGCCAGUCAGAAGUUAAUAUUAAUGAAAAGAUUGUUAAAGAAGAAAGCACUCGUACAAUUUCGAGCUUUUUAAUGGAAGACAGUAAAAUGAAACAAGGAAUUUUGAUUCAAGAAACUGACAAGGGAAUUGCUCAGAUUACUAUCUAUUCUCUCGUUAACUGGCCCCAAAUUGUGGAGGUUGAAAAUGGGACAAUCAAAGGAGACGUCAAGUCUACAAUUAAUAGUCUUCUUGCUUCAACUCAGCAGCAGACAACAUCAACAGUAAAACGUGAGAAAAAUGAAAGAGGAAAUGUACAGCUUUACACAACAUGCAUUGAAUCUGGGACACUGGACUAUCUCAAAGACUCGCAGGAGGAUUCUGACAAUCCUGAUGUUUCCUCUCAGGAAAAGGAGAUUGUACGUGGUGAUGUUGAAGGUGCCAUAAGAAACCUGACAGAGAGUAGAUGCCAAAUUGAAAAGACAGUUGCUGAUAUUGUGCCAGGAGAUGUUCAAGGAACCAAAAAAUACUUUUUAACAGAAGCACCGCGAGGGCAAGCUGUUACUCAGAAAGAUGGUGCAUUGGGUGCUGAUAUCAGUUAUGCUCAUCAGACCUUUGGGCAGGCUGCAAAUGCAGGAUUGAAAGAUGAAAUUGCACCUGGUGAUGUUAAAACCAAGAUGCAGUCACUGGAGAAUGUAAAACACCAAACAAAAAUCCCGGCUAUGGAAGAUGCUCCUUGUGGUAAUGUGAAGGACCUGCUGCAGGAGUCAAUAUGUGAUAAGAAAAAAGCAAGAAUAAGCAAGUGUACAGAACCCAGGUUUUGCUCACGAAGUGAAGCCUCCAUUACAGUUUCUAAGGUGGACGCAGUAAAUGCCACAGGUCGGGACCUUCAGACAGCAAUGGAGAACCUCAGAGAAGUUACUGCCGAAGCACAUAGCAUACAGCAGAAAUCUAGGGUGCAAGAACAUUUCCAGAGGAAAUCACAAAGUACAACAGAAACUCUGCAACAUUGUCACCAAGGCAAUCAAUUCAGGAAUACACUGGAGAAAGAGACAAAAAAGCACACUGAGAUCUCCACACAACAGCAAAGCAGUGCAGUAUCAAGACAUCAAGCAAGUACCCAAGUGACUGUCAAGCAGUACCAACAACCAAAGAGCCAACAGGAUAGUCUUCAGGUCAGUGCCUCUGUGGGAACGGAAGGACUUGUGUCGUUUGUGGCUUGCUCAAGUGAAAGUCAGAAAUGUGAACACUUAACUGACAUAGUUCAGAGCAGCAGAGAUCAGGAAAUAAUUGUCAAGGGAGACAUAAAGUCAACUAUAGAAGCUUUAAAGGAUUCAGUGACAGAGCAAAAAUCUGUUGAGAAAGAUGAGGUGGUCAGAGGUAAUUUGCAGGCAGCUCUUCAAUCCCUAGGAAAAGCUAAUAUGAACGUAUCCAAAGGCGAUUUUAAAGCCGCCAUGAUAUAUAGAACAGCGGGCCAGUCACGUUCACGUGACCAAAAGAAGAGUGGUGUUAGAACUGUUUGUAAUCAGAUUUCACUACCACAGUCUGAUGCUGAGUUUCCUUCUGCAGUUCCAGUGACACAGUCCACUGUACCGUCGAACAAAGCUUGUGGCCAUCUUCCUUUAAACCAGACAAGUCUACCUGCAGUGAGAAAUUCAGCUUCGUCGCAAUCUCCUCCACUACUUCCACUCAAGGUGAAGGAGCAAAACAUUGCAGAUCAACCAUCUAUUGCACCAAAGCCACCUUCAGUCCCACCAAGACACAUGCCAGUGCAGGGUAGGAAACCUGCUCUGCCUCCUAAGCCAGAACAUUUGCAAGCAAUCCAUGCUGUUCCAAGUCAAACCCCUCCAGCAAGGAACUAUGCAUCAGCCAUGUCCAAGUCCAACCCAUUACCUCCAGUUGUGUGCAGAUCACCUCCAGUAAAACCUACAAGGGCAUCACUUCCACCAGUAACUACCACUCCAUCAAAGUGUCAAGAAAUGGAGCCAGAAAGGCAACAUGAACAGCUUCAUUUGGAAGAAAAAUCCACCACAAUGGCUUCUUACACCAAGGUAAUGAAAACUCCUUUGCAGUUGGCAGAGGAGAAAUACAGGAAAGAAAAGGAAGAACAGAGCAAGUUAAAUGCAAUGGUAAUUCACCCAGUAUCAAAUAUACCAGCGCAAGAAAUGCAGCAGAGAGUAAGAAACUCCACUGGAAGUCUUGACUGCACCAACGUCUCCAUGACAAGAGAGCCAGAAGUGAUACCUAACCCACAGAGUGCUGCAGCGGAAGUCCAGCGGUUCACGCAGUCCUGUUCAAAAGAAAGCACAGCAAGCACUGAAAUGUUUCAGGGAAUGGAAUCUGCUGCCCGAACACUUGGUACCCAAAACAAGCCAAAUUUUACUCAAAUUGGCCUGCCGCACAGCCCAGAAAAGAAUCUGACAAUGACUGAGGAUAGAUCUAAUUUAUCAAAGAAAGGUAAAACUGUGUCACCAAAAACCUCAGCCAGGAUCAUUGCCCCACAGUGUCACCAACAAGCACAACUGAGUGCAAAGUCACAUCACCAACAGCCAGUCAAAGCUUCAUUUGAACUAUCAGAGAGUCAGACUGUCCAAUGUCAGGGGUGCUCCAACCAGCAUAGGUUUAGUAACCAAGCACUAGCUGCAAAUGACCAACAGGUGUUGUUGAACCAACAGCAGCACAGCCCAAGGCCAGAUGCAGUUGUCAUGCGCGAGGACCAACAACAAUGUGAAGAGACAGAGGAUGACCGCAGAAAAAGGUUAUCUGUUCACAAGGAGGAGAUAAUGAGAGGAAAUGUGAAGGCAGCAAUGGAGAUCUUUGAAAACCUAAAGAAACGAGAAGAAUUGCAGAAAAUAUUGACUAGAGUUAAAGAAUUUGAAGAGGAGACUUUUAAAGUUGAUGUGAAAGGUCUGAAGAGUUUAUUUGAGAAUGUGCCUGAGUGGGUGGUGCCUAAGAAUAAUGGGGUAAAGCAACUUAAAGCAAUUGGCAGCCAAAAGGAUGAGAUGCAGAAUCAGCCUAGGAUAGUCAAAGAUGAAGCAGAAAGUUUGUCUUCAGUGGAACUUGUGUUUGAAGAUCUUGAAAGGGCAAGUGCAGAGAUAACGUAUCUGAAAGAGCAGACAUUGGCAAAGUUACUACAUAUUGAGGAAUCUAUUAAGAAAGCCCUGUACUCAGUCUCCAACCUGAAAUCAGAGUCUGACAUUGCAGGGCUCUCUGGUUUAUUUGGAGAGUCACUGGGAGCUGCCACAAACUCCACUGCUCCUGGUAAUAUCAAGAAAAUCAGUUUGGCCUCCAGCAAAUCAAGCUCAGAGAAGACCAUGCAAUUGAAAGAAUAUCAUGCACACAAAGAACAGUUAGAAAAGUCACUGGAUCAAGCCAGGCCAUCGUUGGAUAGUCCACUUGUUUCCGCUCGCGUGGGCUCUCCAUCAUCUCCUUCCUACAUUUCCAUUGAAUCAGCAGUUAGAAAACCUGCAGGUCCUUUGAAAACAAAAACAUCUGCCUCAGAACUUGAGAUCGAGUCCUUUACACCCUCGCCUCAAAAUCAAGCUGUCUCACCCUGUUCUGCAAAAGUGACGACCGUUGAUGAUUGCAAUGGUUUCUUUCUUUGCAAUGGAUACAAAAGUGCCAGCAAACAAACCGAGUUACCAAAACAUCAUUCAGUGCCAAGAAAGGAAUUUGUACAAAAAGGUGCCAGCAAUGAGUUCAUUCAAACAAGCAGAAAGGAAAGCAAUAUUGUUAAAGGCAGUGACAAUGUGACCAACUCACCUACAGGUUGCAUCUCUUUGAGUGGAUUUAAAACCAACGUUGUUGAUAGAACUCAGAGCCCAGUGCCUCAGAGAAGCAAAAGUGUUGUGGAAUUCAAGACAGGCCCUGAUGAAGGUGAAAUAGUUGGUACAAAGACCAUCAUGGAAAAAUAUGAAGAAAUCGAUCGUUUUGGGAACAAAAUUAUCACGUCAAAAACCUCAACCACUGUCACAAAGCAGUCUGAGUCAACAACGUCAUCGACAUAUGAAGUAGUUCAAGCACUACCUAGGUAUGAUGUUGUUGCUUCGCCCCUUCUUAAUAGACAUCUGCAGAGUUAGACAAGGGCUGCUGAAGAUUCACGACCUAACAUCGAGGAAAAUGUAGGCUUGUUUCUUUCUAUUGAGAAUCCCAGUUCAGCAAAGAGAUUGAAGUGAUGCUGCAAUCCUUUAACAUACAACUACAACCAAUCUAAGAAACAGAUGGGGAGAAUAAAAUGCAUGUUGAAACUGAUAAAUGAACAAAAAUAAGCAUAUAGAUUGCAAGGUCAGCUUCUAUGAAGACAGGAUAACAUGCUCAUCUUUGGGCUGC
Messenger RNA from Hypanus sabinus (Atlantic stingray), 7855 nucleotides. RefSeq names its product xin actin-binding repeat-containing protein 1-like. Gene Ontology annotation, cellular component: stress fiber; focal adhesion. Lineage: Eukaryota; Metazoa; Chordata; Chondrichthyes; Myliobatiformes; Dasyatidae. The annotation marks the transcript as partial. Gene Ontology annotation, biological process: actin filament organization; actin cytoskeleton organization. Gene Ontology annotation, molecular function: actin filament binding. The record is from RefSeq and is a predicted model, not a curated record. The transcript has 2 exons.